AUCAUAUUGGUUUUCAACAAGGAAACACGAUCAAAAGUCCUAAUAUAAUCAGAGCUUCCACUAAUUUUCUUGUCAUAUCAACGGUACACAUGGGACUAAAUCCACAAUGCUGGCCCAUCAAAGAGAAGAUAUUUGUAUUCUUCUGUCGGGGCGUUUACGAAAGAAGGCCAACUAAACCGCGAACACCAAGACUACAUUACCACAAUCAGGACCAAAACCACUCGUACGCCUUCUUUCACACGGAAAAUGACCUGCGUUCCUUCUUCAUCACAAUUGGCAGGAGCCGGCUGCAUCAUCUGGACUGGUUUCUAGUGGAUAGCAUGGGGAAAUUCGUACGUAACGGAACCCCCAUCUACGAUUACCACACCAGCUACGAUUGUGUCUAUAAAGAGAACCACUUUUUACACAAACUGCUUAAAGAAUGCGUUGAUAAAGCACCCAGGCUCAACACGACCUUAGAGCUAUAUCCCGAUUUGAUGGUCUUGCAUUUUCCCCAGACAAAAGCUCCAACCUAUACGGUAUCCGUUGGAGAAAACUUGCUAUAUUUCAACUGGCUGAUCUGUUUUCUUGGCUUAUUCCUCCUGUUUUGCUGCCGGUUUAUUAAAUAGACCCAUAAAUUCCACACAA
Messenger RNA from Drosophila rhopaloa, 627 nucleotides. RefSeq lists its product as uncharacterized. The coding region runs from base 90 to 608 and encodes 172 amino acids. The transcript has a single exon. The record is from RefSeq and is a predicted model, not a curated record. NCBI's taxonomy places the organism in Eukaryota, Metazoa, Arthropoda, Insecta, Diptera, Drosophilidae.